CACGAGCCUCCUCUGGAGAUAAGCCUUAUCCUGCAAUGGCGCGACCACAGCAUCCCACGUCGGACUCCAGCGCUGACCUGGCACGCCGCACGGGUUCCUCCCUGUCCUCCCAAGCUACUUUAACCUUCUCCGGGCCAGCCAUGCCCAUCCUCACACCACGCCGUGCCACGAAUCGCGUCGAUCCUCCUGCGCGCCAUGGCCACCGCGUCUCUGUCCGCCGUCGCGUCGCCGCUGUCCGUCGCCGGGCUCAGGAAGCCGCUCGGCGCCGCGGCGUCGUCGUUCCAGCCCCUGCAGCCGAGGGCGAGGCCGGCCGCCAGGAUGGCCGUGCGGGCGUCGGCGGCGUCCAUGAAGGAGAAGGCGGCGGCCGGGCUGACCGCGGCGGCCGUGGCGGCGGCUCUCGUGCUGCCUGACGUCGCUGAGGCCGCGCAGUCCGGGCUGACACCGUCGCUCAAGAACUUCCUGCUCAGCAUCGUGUCCGGCGGGGUCGUCCUCGUGGCCAUCGUCGGCGCCGUCGUCGCCGUCUCCAACUUUGACCCGGUCAAGCGGGCCUGAGGGAUCAUUCGUUCGUUAGGAGGCACGUCUCCCCCUGUAUCAUGUAUCCAGCGGUAAACCAUUCUGUGUUAUUUUGGAGGCUGUUCGAACUUAUUUAUGAUACGGAGUUCGAGUUAAACCAUCGUUGCUUUUUGUUCAAUUUAUGCGAUUUUGAUGCUUCGAUGCGUGCAUGCUGUAUAAAGUUUAAAAGGUGUUUGUACUGAUGUUUUACUUUGGAAGUUCUUAUUAUUAUAUUGGAAGAUUAUUAGGAACA
Messenger RNA from Panicum virgatum (switchgrass), 805 nucleotides. RefSeq lists its product as uncharacterized. The record is from RefSeq and is a predicted model, not a curated record. The transcript has a single exon. Gene Ontology annotation, biological process: photosynthesis. The coding region runs from base 196 to 552 and encodes 118 amino acids. Lineage: Eukaryota; Viridiplantae; Streptophyta; Magnoliopsida; Poales; Poaceae. Gene Ontology annotation, cellular component: membrane; photosystem II.